Ilex paraguariensis (yerba mate) is the source of this 603-nucleotide messenger RNA. NCBI's taxonomy places the organism in Eukaryota, Viridiplantae, Streptophyta, Magnoliopsida, Aquifoliales, Aquifoliaceae. The record is from the annotation of a GenBank genome assembly.
AUGGAGAAUAAUGGGAAUAAAGGAACUCAAUCGCAAUUAAAGAUUUCAAACGGACCACAGCAGCAAAGAGGAAUUUGGAAACCACAAUACAUGCAGAAGAAAGUUGUAGGGAAGCAAGGAAAUUCGGUUGACCCUAGAGGCCUUGGUGGUCCAGCGGAGGUAAUUCUGGUAGCGAAUAAGGAAGGUUUGGAUAUUAUAGAAAAGGAAAUUCGAGACACAAGAAAUGAAACUUUGGGUAAUGUAUUAGAGGAUAUUCGGGAGACUAGUAAGGAAACUACAAAGAUUGCAAUUAUGGUGAUUACCAAUGGUCAGCCUGAAGCUUCAGCUAUGGAGAAAACCAAUGACCAGUCUGAUGGACCGUGUCUAUUGAAUAAUCAAAUAUCCUUGGCUUCGGAUUCCACAUUCUUUGUAGAUCAUGAUUAUAUUCGUGUUGGUAAUAGCGGUACAUCUUUGGAUGAUGACAGAGGUCUGUAUUGUGCUAAUGAACCACAUGAUAAAGGCUUCCACUCUGAUGUUGAGGUUACUACUAAUCUUGCAUGUGUUGAAAUUGACUCAAUUAACUUGCAAGUGGAGGAUUAUAAACCAUUCAGGCAUUGUUACUAG